This is a messenger RNA of Fusarium poae, 2247 nucleotides long. RefSeq lists its product as uncharacterized. The coding region runs from base 1 to 2247 and encodes 748 amino acids. Gene Ontology annotation, molecular function: protein binding. Gene Ontology annotation, biological process: negative regulation of transcription by RNA polymerase II. The transcript is spliced from 6 exons. Gene Ontology annotation, cellular component: transcription repressor complex; nucleus. Lineage: Eukaryota; Fungi; Ascomycota; Sordariomycetes; Hypocreales; Nectriaceae. The record is from RefSeq and is a predicted model, not a curated record.
AUGGCGGAAGCGCUCGGCGUCGCAUCCGGCGUUAUCGCUGUUGUCGAUAUGUCGGCUAAAGUGGUUAAUUGGUGCGUACGAUACGCUCAGGAUGUAUCGCAUGCCAAAGAGGACAAGACGAGGCUGGUAGAGGAGGUCACGCGUCUGAACCUAGCGUCAGUAAACGCUCGCAACUUGCUAGAUGGGCCAGGUGGCUCGAAGCUCAAAGCAUCUCACGCCCUCCUUCUGGCAACAGACAAAAGUCGACCUCAGCUUCAACGUAUUGAGAGCCAGCUUGCCGCGGGAACUGGGCAGGGUAAAGGCAGAUUGGAGGCUUUGAGAUGGCCGUUCAAGAGCAAGGAUGUUCAGGUAGCGAUUCGGGACAUUCGCCAAUGUACCGAGGCUAUUUACUCAGCCUUGGAAAUCGAUCAGACACCAGAGCUUCCGAUCCGACUAGGGUUCAGCGAGGUUCAAAGUUCCUACCAAGACCUAGUUCUGCACGAAAUCCCGGCAGACAUCGUCAAGCACGGCAUAGCUGUCUUUUUGCAUAAAGAGUUCGAGAGGAUUCGCCAUGAUUACAACUUGACUAGGCUCACCCAACUGGCUGUUCCGCUCUUUAUCUUUGCUGCAACCGUUUGUCACUUCAUUGAUGAUCGGAAUCGCAACAGCCCUCGGGUCCAGUUGCGUAAGGUUCUCGACUACGGGAGUAAAGGUCACGUAUCUCAGUUGGACCGAACUUAUGGGCCCGUUCUAGACUCGCUGAUCGCUGAUGUUUCAGAAGAUGGCAAAGAGGAGAUCAUCAAAGACUUUAAGAUGAUAGUUGGCAGUAUAGUCAUGCUUGCCAAUCCUCUUUCAGUUUCGGCCUUGUCGCAGCUGCUCGAGGUCGAUCCCGAAGUGGUAGACAACAGACUUGACACACUCCAUUCGGUUCUCAGCGUGCCACCAAGACGCAAAGAGCCUGUGCGGUUGCUGCAAUUGUCAUUUCUAGACUAUCCCAUCACAAAAGAAAGCGAGUUCCGGGUAGACAAAAGACAUGCCCACCAAACCUUGGCGAAACACUGCUUGCGCGUCAUGUGGGGUGGUUUGCGUGAGAACAUAUGCGGCCUAUCUUUCCCGGGAAUGCGCAGAUCUACGGUAGACAGCUCAGAGCUUGAGGAACACAUUCCUGCACAAGUUCAAUAUGCUUGCAUGUACUGGGUUUAUCAUCAGAUGGAGGGUGAUCCCGGAUUGAACGACAGCGAGAAAGUUUAUGAUUUCUUAACGACACAUUUUCUGCAUUGGCUGGAAGCGAUGAGUUUACUGGGCCGAGUCAAGGAAUGUCUCGACUCACUUAGGUCACUGGCAAGAUGGCUAGAGAACCGCGAAGACUCAAGCCUAUUGGCUUUUGUAGCUGACGCAGUGCGAUUUGUUCAGCUCAAUUUCUCCGUGAUUGCCGAAGCACCGCUACAGGUUUAUUGUUGUCUAGCUUUCGCACCAAGCAAGAGUAUCGCGAGAAAGAUAUUUGAGAACGCUAUUCCAAAGUGGGGCCACAGCGACUGGGUCGACUCGGUGGUGUUCUCGUACGACUCGAAAAAGGUGGCGUCGGGCUCUUCUGACAUAACGGUACGGAUCUGGGAUGCAGAGACUGGAAAGUGUGAGAAAGUGCUGGAGGGCCAUAUCAAGACGGGCGAGUGCAAGCAAGUGCUGCAGGGCCAUAGUGACGAAGUCAACUCGGUGGUGUUCUCGCAUGACUCGAAAAAGAUCGCAGCGGCCUCGAAAAACAUGACAGUGCGAAUCUGGGACGCAAAGAUGGGCGCGUGUGAGCGAGUACUAGAGGGCCAUGACGACUAUAGUCACUCCUUGGUGGUCUCCCACGACUCAAAAAAGGUGGCAUCGGGCUCCUCUGACGAGACGGUACGGAUCUGGGACGCAGAGACGGGCGAGUGCAAGCAAGUGCUGCAGGGCCAGGAUGACGAGGUUGACUCGGUGGUGUUCUCGCACGACUCGAAAAAAGUUGUAUCGAGCUCUAGUGACAAGAAGAUACGGAUCUGGGAUGUCGAGACAGGUCGCUGUAAAAACGGCUUUUCAUUGGAUCGAUAUGCAGGCGUUCUUUCUUUUACGCCCGACGAACGUGGUAUUGUUACCAAUCGUGGCACGUUUGCUUUGCCAGAUGGCUCGCAGGCUUCUGCUGAGUUUGCCACGGCAUGGCGAUGCUCGAAGGCUGCGAUACUGACCUGUAUCGACGAUACUUGGGUCGUGGUGGUAGGGAAAGACCAGUGUGGGAAAUAG